Messenger RNA from Calypte anna (Anna's hummingbird), 1622 nucleotides. It is a transcript of the gene RPE65, whose product is annotated as retinoid isomerohydrolase RPE65. The record is from RefSeq and is a predicted model, not a curated record. The coding region runs from base 1 to 1602 and encodes 533 amino acids. The transcript is spliced from 14 exons. Gene Ontology annotation, molecular function: retinol isomerase activity; beta-carotene 15,15'-dioxygenase activity; all-trans-retinyl-ester hydrolase, 11-cis retinol forming activity. Gene Ontology annotation, biological process: zeaxanthin biosynthetic process; retinal metabolic process. Lineage: Eukaryota; Metazoa; Chordata; Aves; Apodiformes; Trochilidae.
AUGUACAGCCAAGUUGAGCAUCCAGCUGGAGGAUACAAGAAGCUCUUUGAGACAGUGGAGGAGCUGUCCUCUCCUGUCACUGCCCAUGUCACAGGCAGGAUUCCCACCUGGCUACGAGGAAGCCUCCUAAGAUGUGGUCCUGGUUUGUUUGAGGUGGGUUCAGAGCCCUUCUAUCACCUCUUUGAUGGCCAAGCACUUCUCCACAAGUUUGACUUCAAGGAGGGGCACGUUACCUAUCACCGAAGGUUUGUCAGGACUGAUGCUUACGUGAGGAACAUGACAGAGAAGAGGAUUGUGAUAACAGAAUUUGGCACCUACGCCUACCCAGACCCAUGCAAGAACAUCUUUUCCAGGUUUUUCUCAUACUUCAAAGGUGUGGAGGUCACUGAUAAUGCCCUUGUCAAUGUCUACCCCGUGGGUGAAGAUUACUAUGCCUGUACUGAGACCAACUUCAUCACCAAAAUUAACCCAGAAACACUAGAGACAAUUAAGCAGGUGGAUCUCUGUAAAUAUGUGUCUGUCAAUGGGGCAACAGCUCAUCCCCACAUUGAAAACGAUGGGACAGUUUACAACAUUGGCAAUUGCUUUGGGAAAAAUUUUUCUCUUGCCUAUAACAUCAUCCGGAUUCCUCCACUUCAGGCAGACAAGGAUGACCCAAUCAACAAGUCGGAGGUGGUGGUGCAGUUCCCCUGCAGUGACAGGUUCAAGCCCUCCUACGUUCACAGCUUUGGGCUGACAGCAAACUACAUCGUGUUUGUUGAGCAGCCAGUGAAAAUCAACCUCCUCAAGUUCCUCUCCUCCUGGAGCCUGUGGGGAGCCAACUACAUGGACUGCUUCGAGUCCAACGAAACCAUGGGGGUCUGGCUUCACGUGGCAGAGAAGAAGAAAGGAAGGCUCCUCAACAUCAAGUACCGCACCUCGGCCUUCAACCUCUUCCAUCACAUCAACACCUAUGAAGACAAUGGAUUUCUGAUUGUUGAUCUCUGCACCUGGAAGGGGUUUGAGUUUGUUUACAAUUACCUCUACUUAGCCAACCUGAGAGCAAACUGGGAUGAAGUGAAGCGCCAGGCAGAGAAAGCCCCACAGCCCGAAGCCCGCAGAUACGUCCUGCCCCUCAACAUUGACAAGGCUGACACAGGUAAGAACUUGGUCACCCUGCCCUACACGACAGCCACAGCAACGCUGCGCAGCGAUGAGACCAUCUGGCUGGAGCCAGAGGUCAUCUUCUCAGGGCCACGCCAUGCAUUUGAAUUUCCACAAAUCAACUACAAGAAAUACUGUGGGAAACCUUACACCUACACCUACGGGCUGGGGCUGAAUCACUUUGUCCCAGACAGGCUUUGCAAGCUGAAUGUCAAAACAAAGGAGACCUGGGUAUGGCAGGAGCCAGAUUCAUAUCCAUCAGAGCCCAUCUUUGUUUCCCAUCCAGAUGCCCUGGAGGAAGAUGAUGGGGUUGUGCUGAGCAUCGUGAUCAGCCCGGGGGCGGGGCCCAAGCCCGCCUACCUCCUGAUCCUCAAUGCCAAAGACAUGAGCGAGGUGGCCAGGGCUGAGGUGGAGAUGAUCAUCCCUGUGACCUUCCACGGGCUCUUCAAGAGAGCGUGACUGCUGUCCCCAGCACCAAG